AUGGUGGUGAUGAUGAUGAUGGUGAUGAUGAUGAUGAUGGGUGCCCUGGGCCUCUGGAUGACCUCCUCCGCUGAAUCACUGCUGUUCAGGCGCUUCAGAUGGAUGCGGCUUCUUAUCACUCAGGCGACAGCGGAAGAUGAUGACGAGGGGGGAGAUGAGAACAAGGCCAGAGGAAACUGGUCCAAUAAACUGGAUUUUAUUCUGUCCAUGGUUGGCUAUGCGGUGGGACUGGGGAACGUGUGGAGGUUCCCUUAUCUCGCCUUCCAAAAUGGUGGAGGGGCGUUUUUGAUCCCCUACCUGACAAUGUUGGGCAUUGCCGGAAUCCCAAUCUUUUUGCUGGAGGUGUCUCUGGGCCAGUUUGCCAGCCAGGGGCCCGUCUCAGUGUGGAAAUGCAUCCCAGCACUGCAAGGUUGCGGGAUUGCCAUGUUGAUAAUAUCUGUCUUGAUAGCCAUAUACUAUAAUAUUAUAAUGUGCUGGACACUGUACUACCUGUUCGCUUCGUUGAAGGGCUCACUGCCAUGGGCUAACUGUAGGAAUGAGUGGAACACGGUGGAAUGUAAGGACAAAGACAUGCUGCUGUUAGACACGUGCAUCCUGCGGGACAGAAACAUCACCUCCAUCAAGAACUCCACGUUCUGUCUGUCUGCGAAUGCUGUGGGAAAUCUGAGCAAACUGAUAAACAUGACUGUGGACGGCAACAAGACAUACGUCAGCCCCAGUGAGGAGUACUUCAAGUACAAUGUGUUGCACAUCUCUAAAGGAAUUGAAUAUCCAGGAGACAUCCGCUGGCCUCUGGCAGGCUGUCUGCUCCUGGCCUGGUUGAUCGUCUACGCCUCUUUAGCCAAAGGAAUCAAGUCAUCAGGAAAGGUGGUUUAUUUCACAGCCACAUUUCCCUAUGUGGUGUUGGUCAUUCUGCUGAUCAGAGGAGUGACCCUCCCCGGUGCCUUCGACGGAAUCCUCUACUUUAUCACACCAAAGUGGGAGAAACUGAACGAUGCGAAGGUGUGGAAAGACGCAGCCACUCAGAUCUUCUUCUCUCUGUCGGCUGCUUGGGGAGGCCUCAUCACUCUCUCUUCCUACAACAAGUUCCACAAUAACUGCUACAGGGAUACAAUUAUUGUGACAUGUACAAACAGUGCCACCAGUAUAUUUGCUGGGUUUGUCAUCUUCUCGGUCAUUGGUUUCAUGGCACAUGAGUUGAAAGUGCCGAUAGAGAAGGUGGCAGAUGAAGGUAAGAUACCUAAACCAGCAGGCAGCAGCAACAGGCCGGCGCUGCUCAUUAAAACACUCCUGAACAAGUUGAAUCUUCUUACCUGCUGUGGAGAAAGUGUGUGUUUUGCUACCAUUGAGACCAUCGUAACCUCUGUGUCAGACGAGUUCCCCAAAUACUUGAGGAAACACAAACCGCUCUUCACCCUGGUCUGCUGUGCCUGCUUCUUCGUCCUGGGAUUUCCCAUGAUCACAGAGAGUGGGAUGUUCAUGCUGCAGCUGGUGGAUACAUUCGCAGCCUCCUACUCUUUGGUCAUCAUUGCUAUCUGCGAGCUGGUGGGGAUUUCCUACCUGUACGGUCUGCAGAGGUUUUGCGAGGACAUUGAAAUGAUGAUUGGUUUCCAGCCAAACCGAUUCUGGAGAAUCUGCUGGGCCUUUGUGACUCCAACCAUUCUGACGGGCAUCCUGGUACUGAGUCUGUACCAGUGGAAGGGGAUGACCUACGAGGACUACACCUACCCCACCUGGUCCAUGGUUAUGGGCUGGCUCAUGGUCAUCUGUUCUGUCAUCUGGAUCCCAAUCAUGUUUGUCAUUAAGAUGUACCUCGCCCCCGGCAGCAUAAGCGAGCGUCUGAAGCUGGUCUGCUCCCCUCAGCCCGACUGGGGUCCUUUCCUGAUGAAGCACCGUGGGGAACGCUACAAGAACAUGAUGGACCCUCUGGGAACCAACUCCCUGGGGCUCAAACUGCCCCCCAAGGACUUCCAGCUCGGCUCCUACCAGUAGCAGCCACCCCAGCUGCACCACAUCCACCACCUUCAGCCCCAGCAGGGGGCACCGUGAGGGGGGCAACUUCCACCUCUUCUUCUCCCUCCUCCCCUCUCUCUUUCUCCUAUCCGUACUUCACCCUCUUUGCUUCCUGUCUUCCUCCCUGUAUCAUGGAUGUGGAAACAGGCUCCCUUUGUUCUUCCCUCUCUUCUUCCUCACCACUUCCUCUCUUCUGCCAGGGAGGAGUGGCUGCCCAGGUGGAGUCUACUCCUCCGCUGCUGCUUUGUACUCGGUUAAUGGGCUAUCAUUGCCUCCCACACAUGACCACUGAUUACUUCAGAACCCUUCCCAGGGAUCUUUAUUCCAAGAGAAAAAUUGUGUCAUAAAAUGACACAGCUCAGACUGCACUUGCAAUAUUAGACUCACCGUAGCUGCUCCCUAUGGAGUCGUGUGUGUAUGUGUGUUUGUGUGUGUGUGUGUUUGUGUGUGUGUGUGUGUGCCAUCAUAUUUGUGUGUAGAGAUAAUGAAUCAUCUUGGUGCAAGCAGACACAAAACAAAAAGAAAAUUGAGCGACAGCGGUUCAACGAGCUCGACGGGGAUCUGUGUUUUUGUUCCAUCUGUGUACAAAAUUCCAUUGGCGCUACAAAUAAUAUCAACUGCCUCGGGAAAAAAAAAGAAAAAAAACACAGUAUGCACUGGUAUCGCAUUUUGUUCCAGCAGUAUAUAUGUAUAUUCACAUUAGCUAUUGCUCAGUCGCUCUUGCUUUGUUAAAAAUAGAUUACAAGAUCUGCAAUUUGUGCCUCCUACGUCCCAGUAGAGUAGCGAAUGCAUCCUGAUUACCACUUUGAGUAGAUACACUUUGGCCUGGAUGACUCUGCAGUAUGAUAGAAGCUUGAGUCUAUUUUUUCUCUCCGAAUCUGAGGGACCAUUUGUGAUACCCUCUCUCUUUAUCUAUUUAUUGAGCCGUAUACCUGUUAUCCUCUAUUGUAUUAUCCUAUAAUGUAAAGUAGCACAUUCCUAAUGUAGGUAACCACUAGAGUAGUCUAUCCUUCCUUUAGUAGGUGAUAACGUGGCCAUUUAACCUUUUUAGGUCUUGAAAGGUGACCUGAUAGUCACUUUGUGCAUAUAUUUUAGAUGGUGCGUUUAUGUGUUGUGAACUUGUCAAGCCAUCUGUGAAAACCAUCUUUACAAUGUACAUUACAUCAGUAGAGUAACAGUAUAAAGUAUAUAAAUAUAUAUGUGUAUAUAUAUGUAUAUAUAUACUUUAUACAUAUAGAGUUAUAUAUGUAUAGCAUCAUCGGAGGAGAGAGCUAGCAAGAUGGAGAUUGAGAAUGUGUGUGUGAGUGUAUUUCAUGUCUCUCUGAACCACGUUUCUCUUGCUAGCUGGAUAAUAUCUUGUACAAUGUGUACACUUCUUAAAAAAAAUCUUCAAGCUGUACGUGUGUGUGUUGUCGCGUCCUCAUAAUGUUAGGAGCAGCUGCUAUGUGUGAGUAGAUGAAGAUUAGACUAGAAAAUGGCCUCCUUCUUUCCUGGAAAGUGUACUUUGUCUCUUGAUGUUUGUGGUAGAGCUCCGGAGACCUCGUUGCCAUUUCAGACUUAUGCCUCUUGCUUCUCUGUGUGUCCUCAUGAAAACAGGGUCUCAGGUAUACUCGAUUCCAUCAGACUACUCCGGUAGUUGUAGGAAUAAUAGCAUUCAAUGCAUAGGAAACAGAGAGAAGAGCCAUCCUAAUGCUAAACUAUUUUGGAAGGAGUCUGGAAGUGUCCUGUAAAGGAUCAGAAUCAAAAUACUACUUCCUGAUGACCUCAGUGCAGCAUCACUUUGCUUUUCGCUUGCUGUUGCUUAAAUGCGCCUUGCAAUGAUUAUACAGGACAUACAAGUGACUUAGCCUGUUUUGGCCAACUGUGUGCAGUGCUAAAUCAAGUAUCUUGGUUUUCAUUAUGUUUAUAUGUAUGGAAAACAAGAAUUAGUUAAGAUUAAUUUAAGAUCUAAUUUUGAAUGCCUUGUAAUCGACUUGAAAUUGUAUUGUCUCUUGAGCCAGUUUGUGGAAUCAGUUUUAUUUGCACAUGGAGAAGGCUUUCAUCAACUUCACGGUCGUCUUGCUCACACUGUGGUCCAUCAGAAUCACUCAAAUUACUGUAAUUUAGAGCAUAUUUCCCUUCAAGUUGUGCUGUUAAGACAUCAUCAGCAGAAGUUAGCUACUGUAAGAGUGUUUCCUGGGGGCGUAAAGUCAUCUCGGGAUGUUACACCACAGCAGCCUGAAAGAACAGUCCUGUGCAGCUCAACAGGCGUGCUAUCUAUAAAUGUGACAUGACAGGCAGCCAACCUUUACUUUGUCAGCUUUCAACCAAUUACCUAAAAAGUAACACAAUGCAUCUACUCAGAAGCAAUUAGUACUUUCCAUGCUUUGACCAGUUGAAUAUGCAUUUUCAUGAUGACACAAUGUCGAUUGGCUUUAUUAUGCUUUUAACACUGCAGGCGUUUACUUGAGUUGAGUGGCUGAAGUGUUUUAAAUAGAGGCUGCAGGUAUGGAUGCAAUAACAGUUGCUCAGAGGUUCUCCUUAACUAUUUCUCUAAGCCAUGUCUUUUAAUAAUAUUGACACGGAAAUAGCACAGAUAUGAUUUAAGAGGUUGUACGGUUUGAAAACAAAACAUAAUCAAUUAAUGAGCACAAAAAGGCCUGCUGUUAAAUAGCUUGCUUGCUCCACAGUGUUGCUUUUGUUAAUACUGUGUAUUUAGCUCUAUUUGUUCAAACGUGAUAAUAAUGUAUGUCUGUGUAUGCUUGUGUGUGUGUGUUUGUCUCUGUAUUCGUUUUACUGAACUCCACUGUCAAUCAGAUGUUUGCAUGGCCAGUCUCAGAGUAGAUCGCUGAAAGAAGCAGAGGAGAUUUACAAGACUUUUCUUUCCUAGGAUGCCUCGGCCUGAUGGUCCUCUUUCUCUUUCCUGACAGACGUGAGGAUCUUAGACCACCAAUUGUGAACAUGAGCUGUGUAAAACAAACUUUUAACACUGAUAUGCUCCAAAAAAUUCAACCCUAUGGCAACCACUCGCUUGAGAGCAGGGGUGCGAGCAGGUUGGAAUUUGAAAUCAUGUGUUAGAUGUAUUGGACGGUAUGGUCCUUUUAUUCCCCGAGAUAGAUUUGAAUGAUUUCCUUUAGGACCACAGAUAAAUAGCUAUGUGUUUUGUGUCCUUGUUUCCAUUUCGACUGGGCUUCUCUGCUUUUGGUUUGAGAAAAAAAAAAUGGCUUAGGGUUCAGUUAAAACUACAUUGCUUCACAAAAUAUAACACUGAAGAGCUUGCAUGUGCAGUUUGUGUUGCCGUAACUCAAUGUCCAUGUAUAGUAAUCCUUGUCCUUUCUCUCUCAAUAAUAUAAGUCCGUGCAUGUUUACUUUAGAGAGUUUUUUGUUCGACAUAAUGUUUAGAAACGGAGGGUUGCUAUUGUCCUUCUUACAGAGGAGUAAGACAUAAAAAAAAGAGAAAAAGUAACUGUCAAUUCGCUUUGCCUGCAAGUCAACUUUGGGCAGUAUAGGUAACCAAAGAAAGAGUACUUUAAACUAGGGUUGUAGUGAAAACAGAAAAACAAACUUUAGAAGAAAAAAGGAACGUGUCAUCUGCGUAUAAGAGGUUGAGAUACUGCCAUUCAUGUCCCAUGUAGUGUUCCUUGAUGUUUGCCAAUACGUUACAAAACAUCUUCAGGUAACCAUUGGCCUUAUAGAUGUCCUCUAAUGGUAGAAUAUUGUAUGUAUUUCAAAAAUAACACCACAGAAUAGCUUAUCAUCUAUCUCAUAUGGUAACAGUAUUCCUAUUGUUAUGUCUGUUGUGUCUUUUUGGCACUUUAUUGUCCGACCUAUGAAUGCAUAGGUUAAAUUUCCAAUUACUUGAGUAAUGUCAUAUAUUUCUGUGUGUUCUAUGUGAGGUACUGCUGCCUAUGGAUAUAGAUAUGUGCCUCCAACAGCUCAUGACAUCCUUUGUUUUGAAAGUAGAGACUAGAUAUAUAACAAAUAUCUUUUAAAAUCGGUGUGAGAUAUAAAAAAAUAAGAAAAUAUAUAUCAUAUAUGUGAAAUGCAUUUAUUUAUUUUCAAUGUCAUCAAUCUUUGAGGCCCUA
This is a messenger RNA of Morone saxatilis (striped sea-bass), 6077 nucleotides long. It is a transcript of the gene slc6a5, whose product is annotated as solute carrier family 6 member 5. The transcript is spliced from 14 exons. Gene Ontology annotation, molecular function: glycine:sodium symporter activity. Gene Ontology annotation, biological process: glycine import across plasma membrane; synaptic transmission, glycinergic; sodium ion transmembrane transport. The coding region runs from base 1 to 1992 and encodes 663 amino acids. The record is from RefSeq and is a predicted model, not a curated record. Lineage: Eukaryota; Metazoa; Chordata; Actinopteri; Moronidae. Gene Ontology annotation, cellular component: membrane.